GAUUUAUAUACUUGAAAUGUCCAUACCACAUCAGAAUGAAACUUAUAACUGUUUAUCAGGGAUAGUUUAUACUAUAAGAAAUAAAAACAAUGACAAAAAAAUGAAAUAUGUGAAGACUUUUUUUCUUAAAACAAACUGAAGUGUUAAAAUGGAGAUAAAAGAAAAGGUAUACAAAUUGUUUUCUUGAAAAGAACACUUGGUUUUUAAAACCUUAACAGAGAUAUGGAGUUAAAAGGAGGAAACAACACACUUUUUCUAAAUGACACAUUUUUGCUGAAUGACACACUUCUGAUGGACGACACACUUUCGCUGAACAACACACUUUCGCUGAAUGACACACUUUUGUCGAACGUUACCAGCGGGAAUGUUAAAGGCGCUGCGGAACAGGGCAACUCCAGCUCCAAUGAUGGUCACUACUACAUGGGUUUUGGAUUCUUUACUCUGACGAGCAAAAACAUCUACUUCUUGAUCUUCAUCAUAAUUUUCAUCAUACUUUUUGCAAUCGCGUCAGUAAUGCGUCAUCACAGCCAAAAAGCGAAGAAGCAGAAAAAGGAAGAAGACUAUUUGCGAUAUUUUUACUCUGUCAUGCCACACAGCCGUAUCUAUGGCAACCUAAGUGAUCUGUUCGAAAAUGAAGACAAGAAUGGGUCGUGUAAAUUGAAGCGGAAAAACACUGUCUCAGGCAGAAAAGGCAAACAAAAAAGAAAUAGCAGACGCGACACCAGACGACAGUCACUGACAGAUAAAAUCAUGAAUGCUAUGGGCAAGAAAUAUCCGUAUAAUCCUUACGUUUCAGAAGCGAACACAUCAGAGGUUAUUGAGGAAAAUGAAUUUCAGAUCAUUAUUGAAAGUGAUGAUGAUAAAGUUGAGACGAGGAGUAAUCCGGAACUUAAGCUAAACUUAAAGAAAAAGAAAGUGCAGUGGAGGAAAUACAGUUUUCAAAACAUAUCAACUAACAUUUAAGUUUGUGCAUAUACAUGGACAGACAAACAUUUAAUUUCACCUUGAAAGUAGUGCUCAAAACUCGUGUUCAUCGAAUUCAUGUACAUAUUAUGGAAUAUUAUGUGUCUAAACUUCAUAGUAAGUGCUCACAAAAGCUUUACAAGGAUUUCUACUUCUUUGUCUGAAUAUAUGAUGCUAAGUUGAAGUGAUGUCUGUUAAUAAUACAUGGCUAUCUUAAGUGUAGUUUUGACUGCUACUCUUAUCUGAAAAACCAAUUCAUAGCAUAGAAGCUAGGGACUCUUUUUUUGCUAGGUAAUCAGUAUUUUUUUUAAUUUAAAGUCUAUUUUGUACCACAGGCUCAUGUUUUAUAUUUGAAGGUUUAUUUGUUUGUACACUGUAUCUUAUUAAUUUGUCAAUAUUUUAUCAUUCUUGAGGGUUUCCUUGCAUGCUAUGUAUCCAAAAUCAUUGUUAUUAUACACUAUUUAUGUAUCACAACUUUUUAUUAGUAACAACAUCUUAAAAUAUAUUUCAA
Molecule: messenger RNA, 1474 nt
Organism: Mya arenaria
Lineage: Eukaryota; Metazoa; Mollusca; Bivalvia; Myida; Myidae
Exons: 2
Coding region: 223-963 (246 amino acids)
Source: RefSeq, a predicted model, not a curated record